AUGAUUGGAAAGACCGGCGUGGGGAAGAGUGCGGUGGGAAACACUCUGGUUGGUCGUAAGAUCUUUAAGUCGUGCCCCAGCGCCGGGUCCGUGACGGAGAACUGUGAGAUGGAGCGGCUGAGGGGGGGACGCAAGGUCCAUGUGGUGGACACACCAGGAAUCCUGGACACUUCCAAAAACGCAGAAACCAUCAAGAGGGAGAUCUCCAAGUGCAUCCAGAUGUCCAGCCCUGGGCCCCACGUGUUCCUCCUGGUGCUGCAGGUGGGCAGGUUCACCAAGGAGGAGGAGAACUGCGUGGAGGCUCUGGAGAAGAUCUUCGGACCCAACGCCACUCGCUUCAUGAUCGUCCUGUUCAGCCGUGGAGACGAGCUGGAGGGACGCACCAUCCAACAGUACGUCCAGAGCGGCAGCCCCAAGCUCCGGGAGGUCCUCAACAAGUGCGGCAACCGCUACCACGUCUUCAACAACAAGAAGAGAACCAACCGCCGCCAAGUCCACAAGCUCAUCCGCAUGAUCGACCGGCUGGUGGCGGCCAACGGAGGAGGCUUCUACGACGAGCAGAUGUACGACUCAAACCCUGUCUCUGAGGACGUCCAGCCCCAGCAGGUGGAGGCCCCCUGUAGGCCCCCCGCCUGGGACCGCUUCAACAGCGACCUCCUGCAGAGAGUCUGUCUGUUCCAGGCCUUUCUGCAGGCGAUCGGCCUCCCCGAGCUGGACGACAGCUGGCUGCAACCAGGCAUUAACCAAGCCCAACCAGCCGCUAACCAGGCUCAACCAGGCAUUAACCAGCCGCUAACCAGGCCCAACCAGGCAUUAACCAGGCCCAACCAGCCGCUAAUCAGGCCCAACCAGCCAUUAACCAGGCCCAACCAGCAGCUAACCAGGCUCAACCAGGCAUUAACCAGCCGCUAA
Molecule: messenger RNA, 912 nt
Organism: Knipowitschia caucasica
Lineage: Eukaryota; Metazoa; Chordata; Actinopteri; Gobiiformes; Gobiidae
Source: the annotation of a GenBank genome assembly